This is a messenger RNA of Carica papaya (papaya), 1325 nucleotides long. RefSeq names its product tubulin folding cofactor B. NCBI's taxonomy places the organism in Eukaryota, Viridiplantae, Streptophyta, Magnoliopsida, Brassicales, Caricaceae. The record is from RefSeq and is a predicted model, not a curated record. Gene Ontology annotation, molecular function: microtubule plus-end binding; alpha-tubulin binding. Gene Ontology annotation, cellular component: nucleus; microtubule plus-end; cytoplasm. Gene Ontology annotation, biological process: tubulin complex assembly; post-chaperonin tubulin folding pathway; cytoplasmic microtubule organization.
GCUGCGAAAAGCCGCGACAAACGGGAACAUACGCAUAGUUGUGGGAGUAGAAAACGCGACUUGCAUCGAAACCUCCCGCUUCUCUCCUCUCAGCCGUACUACGCCAGAGGCUUCUUCUGUAAGUUUUUUCAUGGCUUCGUCUCGCUUACAGAUUCAGGGAGAUGAAUCCGUACUUUUGCGCGUUACGCACUCCAACCUCAAGAGCUUCUCUGCGGAUGUUCGUUUCUCACUACAGAUGAGUGUGGAGUCUGUGAAAGAGAAGCUGUGGAAAAAAUGCGGAACAUCUGUUAGUUCAAUGCGCAUAGAGCUUUACGAUGAUGCUCACUCUAAAAUUGCAGAUUUAGCAGACGAUUCCAGUCCUCUUGGCUACUAUUCUCCACUCGAUGGGUAUCGGUUACAUGUUAUAGAUCUUGACCCCUCAUCAGUGACCUCUGGAGGUUGGUUGGAGGAUACUUCAUUGGUAGAAAAGUACACUAUUUCUGAAGAGGCCUAUGAGAAACGUGGUGGCACUUUCAGGAAAUUCAAAGAAAAAUUGGUGUCGCAAAAUCCAUCAGCUUUUGAGGCUAAGAUAACAGAUAACUACAUGGAAGAUCUCUGUGCAAAUAUCAAAGUUGGUGACAGAUGUGAAGUUGAACCAGGAGGGAAAAGAGGAAUUGUUAAGUAUGUUGGCCGAGCAGAGUCUAUUGCACCUGGUUUCUGGGUUGGAGUUCAAUAUGAUGAACCAUUUGGAAAACAUGAUGGCAUGGUGAAAGGAACACGGUACUUCCAGUGCCCCUCACUUCAUGGUGCAAUGGUCAGGCCUGACAAAGUAAAGGUUGGUGAUUAUCCCGAGCGAGAUCCUUUUGAGGAGGAUGAGAUAUAAGGUCAUGGAUUAUUUGCUACCUACCAUGAGUACACAAUGUAUUUACAACUUGGUUGAAAUUAGUCAUCUUUUGGGGUUUAAAAUUUAAGGUUUUCUUCUGGAUGUAGUCUACUUGUAUUAUUUACUCCAGUGUGAGAUUGAUGUGUGAGUUUUCUUAGUUACAUGUGCAAUUAAUUUAUUCCCUCUACUUUUCAAGGGGAAAGAGGAAAGAAGUGGGAGGCUUUUUUUUUGUCCUCUACAUUGAAGAAAAAAAAUUUGUUACCAAAUCAUCGAAGAGGGGCAAGAAAAUGAGGAGCUGUAGGAGGGAAAGCGAGAAAGGAGGAUUCAUAAUGAGGCUUGAUUGAUAAGCAAGUUCAUAUUGAGCAGCAGUAUCCAUUCAGUCUGUAUUAUCUUCGUCAUACAAUCUGUAAGACCAACAUAUGUAACUACAGAGAGUUUGCAAAAAUCUAGUACACCAAUGGGC